UUAAAAAAAAAAAACCAACACACACACACACACAAAAAACCCAACUUUGAGAAACGGUUAGGCGACCUCGGCUCAGCUGACCUCGGGGCGGGCCGGCAGCGUCCCCUCGGUUCCCGACUACCCAGCUACCUCUCCAGCCUGCUGCUCGGAUGCCCGGGAUGUUGCCCGGCCCCCAGGCGAGCUGCCAACGCCUGCUCGUGCUGCAGCUGCUACUGCUGCUGCUGGCGGCCGCGCCCGGGGAGAGUCGGCCGCCGUCCGCAGGCUUCAGCUUGGCCGGCAGCUGGCUUGUGCGGAGCCAGGAUGGCUCCGUGGCGCUGCCGGGGCUGGUCCCGGGCUGCGUGCACAGCGCCCUGUUCCAGCAUGGCCUGAUCCAGGACCCUUACUACAGAUUUAAUGACCUGAACUACAGUUGGGUCUCCUUGGAUAACUGGAUCUAUAGCAAGGAAUUUAGGAUUCCCUUUGAUUUUCGCAAAUGGCAAAAAGUAAAUUUGAUUUUUGAGGGAGUUGAUACUGUCGCAGAGGUCCUGCUCAAUAAUGUCACUGUUGGGAAAACAGACAACAUGUUCCAAAGAUACACCUUUGAUGUUACUGAGGAAAUCAGAGACAUGAACACCAUUGUGCUUCAUUUCCAAUCAGCAGUUUCAUAUGCUGCUCAGCAGAGCAAGGCUCAUACAGGGUACCAGAUACCACCUGAGUGCCCAGAACCUGUCCAGAAAGGAGUCUGCCAUGUUAACUUCAUUAGAAAGGAACAAUGUUCGUUUAGCUGGGACUGGGGUCCUUCCUUUCCUACUCAAGGAAUCUGGAAAGAUGUUAGAAUUGUGGCCUAUGAUAUUUGCCAAUUGGACUACUUGACUUUUACUCCUACUUAUGUGAGCAGUGCCGGAGAGUGGAAUCUUAAAAUAGAGGCCUAUUUUGAUGUAGUCAGUUCAAAACCAUUUGGUGGCCAAGUAACAGUGAGCAUUCCAGGUUUGCAAACCCAGCAGAUGUACAACAUUGAACUUCAUCCUGGAAAAAGCAUGAUACCGUUGCUUAUGAACAUCAACAAGAGCAUUACAGUGGAAACUUGGUGGCCUAAUGGACAUGGAAAUCAAACCGGCUACAAUAUGACAGUAAAUUUUAAACUGGAAGGAGGGUAUCAUAUUGAAAAAUUAACUAAGGUUUAUUUCCGGACAGUGGAACUUAUAGAGGCCCCAAUAGCAGGGUCUUCCGGCUUAAGUUUCUACUUCAAAAUUAAUGGACUUCCCAUAUUUAUCAAAGGAUCUAACUGGAUUCCAGCAGACUCCUUCCAGGAUAGAGUAACUGUGGACUCAUUACGACUUCUUUUGCAAUCUGCUGUGGAUGCUAACAUGAAUACUCUACGAGUUUGGGGAGGGGGUGUUUAUGAGCAAGAUGAAUUCUAUGAAAUCUGUGACGAACUAGGACUAAUGAUAUGGCAGGACUUUAUGUUUGCCUGCGCUCUCUACCCCACUGACCAGGCCUUCGUUGAAUCAGUGAGAGCCGAAGCUGUUCAUCAGAUCAGAAGAUUGAAAUCUCACCCAUCCAUCAUCAUAUGGAGCGGUAACAAUGAAAAUGAAGUGGCUUUGGCAAACAACUGGUUUUCUGUGCCACCCAGUAAACUCCAGCUCUACAUCACAGAUUAUGUGACAUUGUAUGUGAAAAAUAUCAGAGAGAUUGUCCUGGCGGAAGACCAGACUCGUCCUUUCGUCACAUCUAGCCCCACAAAUGGAGCAGAAUCCAUGGCAGAAGGUGGAGUUUCCCAAAACCCCUAUGACCCUCAUUUUGGUGAUGUACAUUUUUAUGAUUAUGCCAGUGACUGCUGGAACUGGAAAGUGUUUCCUAAAGCGCGAUUUGUUUCUGAAUAUGGAUUUCAAUCCUGGCCCUCCUUCAGUACCCUGGAAAAGGUCUCCUCUCCUGAAGACUGGUCUUACAAUAGCAGUUUUUCGUUGCAUCGACAGCAUCAUAGGGACGGUAAUACUGAGAUGCUUGAACAGGCUGCUAUUCAUUUCAAGCUUCCUCAAAACCCAGAUCCACUGGUUAUGUUCAAAGACACACUCUACCUUACACAGGUGAUGCAGGCCCAGUGCAUAAAGACAGAAACUGAGUUUUACCGACGAAGCCAGAGCGAAAUUGUAGAUGGCAAGGGCCACACGAUGGGGGCUCUUUAUUGGCAACUGAAUGACAUCUGGCAGGCUCCUUCCUGGGCUUCUCUAGAGUAUGGAGGCAAAUGGAAAAUGCUUCAUUACUUUGCCCGGCAUUUCUUCUCCCCGCUGUUGCCAGUAGGCUUUGAAGAUGAUGGUGUAUUUUACAUCUAUGGUGUCUCAGACCUUCACAAGGACUACAAGAUGACACUUAAUGUGAGAGUGCACCAGUGGAGCUCCCUGCAGCCUGUGUGCGCUCGCCGCGUGGAGCCCUUGGUGGUGAAGGCAGGGCAGGCAGCCCCCUUGUACAAGGAGCCCAUGGCAGAACUGCUGCGACAGUGCAGCCCAUGCACACGGCAGAGCUGUGUGGUCUCUUUCUCCCUGACAGCUGGAAACGAGCUUUCCAGCCCCACUAACCAUCACUUCUUGUCUUCCCUCAAGGACGCGGUGGGGCUGGAGAAGGCGAAGAUCACCGCCAAGAUAGUCCAACAAGAGAACAUUUACAGUUUUGAACUUGAAACCACGGCUGUUGCUCCUUUUGUUUGGCUGGAUGUAGGAAGCAUCCCGGGGAGGUUUAGCGACAAUGGUUUCCUUUUGACGGAGAAGAAGAAAACAAUACUAUUCUACCCUUGGAAGUCCACCAGCAUUACCGAACUUGAAAGAUCUCUUCACUUGAUUUCACUGGCAGACAUUUACUGAAUAAAUCCCAGAUUUUUUUCAAAGGGACUAUAUUAAAAACAAAAACCAAAAAAAUCACAUGAUUAUGUAUAUGCUGGAAAACUUGAAAAGUACAACAGAAUAUAUUGAAGGCACUGGAAAGAGUGGGAAUAAAUGGACCUUUCCUUAA
Monodelphis domestica (gray short-tailed opossum) is the source of this 2985-nucleotide messenger RNA. It is a transcript of the gene MANBA, whose product is annotated as mannosidase beta. The record is from RefSeq and is a predicted model, not a curated record. Gene Ontology annotation, molecular function: beta-mannosidase activity. Gene Ontology annotation, biological process: carbohydrate metabolic process; glycoprotein catabolic process. Lineage: Eukaryota; Metazoa; Chordata; Mammalia; Didelphimorphia; Didelphidae.